AUGGACGCCCCGCAGCCCAUGGACGACGACCGAGUCUUCUUCAUGCUCAACGGCGCCAACGACGGUGUCUACGUCUCGUGGAACGGCCAGUUCGAGUGCGUGGGUCAGGCGGCCGAGGUGGCUGCGGCGUGGCUCGGCGCUGACCGCGACGUCAUGGCGAACGGUGUGCGUCUGUACAGUCAGAUGGGUCAGCCCGUUCGCAACUUACAGGAGCUGAAAGAGACAAAGAACAUCGUGCAUGUGCUGCUGGACUUCCAGUUGUGGCAGUGGCCGGGUAUCAAGAAGGGGUACAAGUACGUGCUGGAGGACGGCGUGACGUUGACGACUGUGGGUAUUAGCCCCAAGGUGCUCGAUGUCGAGUACUUCUUGACGCAGGAGGAGGCUGAUAAAAUUAUCGAACUUGGCUCACCGCACCUCGAUCGGUCCAAAGUGGACAGCAGCAACUCGUCCAAGGUGGUGACCAAGUCCCGGACGAGCCAUACGGCGUUCCUGCCAGACAACUUCUUCACGAGAGAAUUCCGUGUGCGGUCGGCGCGUGUAGCUCGACUGUCAAGCCCUUCGUUCGCGGAGCGACUCCAGCUCGUGCGAUACAAUGCAGGGGAAUUCUACCGCAAACAUUUGGACACGUUUGCGUCGCGACAGUUCUUACCAAAGGGGGCGGAGCACAAGUAUGGCUUGGAUGCGUACAAACAAUGGGCUAACUGGGCUGCGGACAAGAUCCGCGAGCUGAGUGUUCAGCGCGAUAUCCCCGCAGACUUCCGUGAAGGCGGGCCGCUUUUCCCGAGCGCCGAAGACAACCAACGCUUUCCAAACGCAUUGGCCAAGCUAUUCUACUCUGCCGCCAACGCUAGCAACUUCUUCAAGGCUUUUGGGGACGAGGCGUGGCUUACCUGGCUGGAUGAAAACGUGAACAACAACGCGCUGGGAGUCAUGGACAGCCUCCUCGCCGCUGACAAGAAACCCGAAUAUCUUCCGCUGCUCGUCAAGACCUGGGAGAAGGCUUUAGGGAUUCCAGAGCUGCACUACACCUUUCCGAAGCCUGAAAUGAACUCGGUGUCCCAUUUCUUCUCGUGGGUGCGUUGGGCUAAGGAGAGGAUUGAGUUCUUAGGCGACGAAGUUCCCGCCGCCGCCCGUCCAACGGGAGACCUGUAUCCGAUGUACACGGUUGCGUUCCAAGAGCAGUUGCUGGAGCUUGUCCUCGACGACCACACACCUGGACUAGUCACGCGCAUCACCAACGCUGAAUGGUAUAGCUGGAUGGUCGAGCAUCGCGGCGAGAACCACGUUCUGUUCAAGGGACUGAAGACGUUUCCGCAGCUUGCCGAGUUGGUGAUCAAGACUUGGGAAGCUCGCGUCCGCGCACCUCCGCAAUUGCGCUACUCGCUGCCUUCGUACGUGAAGCACUUCCAUCCGCAGCGCUACGUGACGUUGUUCCUGUACCUGAACAACCAGACCAAGGUUGGCGGCGAGACUGUUUUCCCUUACUCUGUGGAUCGAUACUCGGAUGAGGAGAUUGUUCGAGAUGGCAUGGACGAGUGCUCGUCGGGGCUGGCCGUGCCUCCGCUCGGUCUGCACGCCUCGCUCUUCUACGUUCAAACCGCCGAAGGCGACGUUGACCUAAUGAGUCGUCAUGGCGGAUGUCCACCUCACGAGGGCACCAAGUGGGGAUCCAACUCCUUCAUGUGGGAUUCAGAUGCUGACGAGGCUGCUGAUCUGUGGACGACGAAGUAA
Phytophthora sojae is the source of this 1731-nucleotide messenger RNA. RefSeq lists its product as hypothetical. Gene Ontology annotation, biological process: peptidyl-proline hydroxylation to 4-hydroxy-L-proline. Lineage: Eukaryota; Oomycota; Peronosporomycetes; Peronosporales; Peronosporaceae. The transcript has a single exon. Gene Ontology annotation, cellular component: endoplasmic reticulum. Gene Ontology annotation, molecular function: iron ion binding; procollagen-proline 4-dioxygenase activity; L-ascorbic acid binding. The record is from RefSeq and is a predicted model, not a curated record. The coding region runs from base 1 to 1731 and encodes 576 amino acids.